Molecule: messenger RNA, 2235 nt
Organism: Cuscuta epithymum
Lineage: Eukaryota; Viridiplantae; Streptophyta; Magnoliopsida; Solanales; Convolvulaceae
Source: the annotation of a GenBank genome assembly
GCGGCCCUAAGGAUGGAUCGGGCUCGGUCUGACCGUUCCGGUACCAGGCCCGGAUCGCCACUGUGCGGUAUCGGCCCUAACCGGCCGGCCGGGCCCGGGACUGGGGCCCAACCCGGGGGUAAGGGGUGGCAGGCUACGGGAUAGGGUAAUGGGCGACCGGCCCGGCCGGUCCGGGACCAGUCUGGGCCGGGUUUUGUUUUAUUUUUUUUUAUUUUUGGGUUUGCUCUUCGACUAGGUAGGUGGGGCUGGUGGUUUGGGGGUGGGGGUAGGAAUUAAUUUGAAAAGCAUUUAAAAAAAAUUAAGAACCGACCGGGCCCAGUCCCGAAAGCUACCCAGGCCGAUACCGGGCCUCCACUACCUAAACCCAGUCCCACCCAAGGCCCGACCCGCACCCGGGCCCGGUCCAUCACUAACCGGCCCUACAUACUUGUACUCAAUAUAUCAUACGGAGUACAAAAUUAAGCUAAAGAAAUGUAUCAAAAUAAUGUGCAUUUUAUAACUUUUAUUGUUAGGAAUAUGCACAUCCAACAUAUAGAGUUAGCUUUAGAGUAUUACAUAAUUUUAAGUUCUCGAUCACUUUAUUAUAGUUUAAUUGAACACAAAAAAUAAAGAAAUUCCAUGCAUAUACUCCGCCUUGAAUUUUGCUCGGCUCCAAACAAUUGGGAGACCAAGUCUUUGUUUAGUCGUUACUACUCUUUCUUAAAGGUGAAUAUCUAAAAUUUGACUUCUAACCACUCUCCAUUCAUUCUCAACUUAAUAAGACAAUAUAUUUAUAUGCUACUCCAUGUAUUAAACAAAAGUUACCUCUCGUUCUCUAUCUCUCCUUCCCUAUUCUUUUUAUACCUUCCAUUCAUUAAAACUUAAUUAUAGUUAGUUUGGUUUUGGUGGUGGGUGGUGGAGGGAUAGAGAUGGAUGUUCUAGAGGAGGUGGUCGGAGGUUCAAAGGAUCUCUCCCACCACAUUGUCAAGGGCAAAAGAACCAAACGUGUGAAGCCCCAUUCUCCAAUCUCUUUCACCAUGAACAACACUACUCCAACAUCACAUUCGUCCCCCGAAGAGGAUGACAACAAUACUGCUUCCGGAGCAUCUGCCUCCGGAAGCGGCUCCGCGAUGUUUCGCCCUGGAACGCCCACCGCGGACGACGAGGAUAUGGCUCGGUGCCUCAUGCUCUUGUCCCGAGGUGGGAUGUCGAAGGAAGUAGAAGACAAUGGCGGUGUUUAUAGUAACACUAACAACAACAAUAACAACAAAUUUUGUAGCAAGAAGUAUGUAGAGGCAACCACCGUGGGCGGUGGCGUGAAAGUUGGGAUGUACGUCUACGAAUGCAAAACAUGUGGUCGCACAUUCCCAACGUUUCAAGCGCUUGGGGGACACCGGACAAGCCACACAAAGGAAAAGCCCGCGUUGACGAUCGAGGCGGCGAAGAGGCCGGCGGCAUCAGCCUUGUACGAUGGAGGCGACGAGGAUUUCGAUCCAACGCCCUUCAACAAGACCCCGAAACUCUCCCCUUACUCCUCCCUCCAUUUCCAUGAAUCCACCACUAAUAAGUCUUCUCCGAGAGUUCACGAGUGCUCUUACUGCGGCGCGGAAUUCACAUCCGGGCAAGCACUCGGCGGCCACAUGCGACGCCACCGUGGCGCCGCCGUCACUGCUACUGCCGCUUGCAGCAUAGACAAAAGGGUAGUCCAGAAGGUAAACAAUGACGAGUGUUUGAAUUUGGAUCUCAAUCUCGCCCCUGCAGGAGAUAAUAGCAAAGAUCGUCGCCGUCUUGGUCAAGAACAGCCGGAAAAUCAAGAGCAAUCAGCCCCACUGGAAAAGUCAACGCCAUAUUUGACCGCCACCACACCACUGAUUGGCUGCAAGUAUACAUAUGAAUAAAAUUCUUAUACUACGUAUUAUAUUUGUGUCUGUGUAUAUAUAGAUAUAAAUUUUGGCUUUAUUUGGUAAUUUUUUUAAACAUUGACUAAGCUCACAUACCUAUAAGAUCAGACUAUUUUGUUUUGUUCCAAAGAAAUAUGACUUAUUUAUUACUAAUAAUUGAAUAAAUGAGUUAUAUUUUGGGAAAUUUCUGAUGGUACGUACUAUUUGAGUUUUUGUUUGUGGUUCUAUUCGAGGAAUUUUUAAAAAUUUUAAUUUACUUUGUUGUCAUUUAACCACAUUAAAUACUGCAUUAGUUUUUUAAAUACGGAGUACUACGUAAGAUCGACUCUUUGAUUUGCGUUGCGUUCGAUAAAAU